GGACAGAUACUUUAGAGAGAAAGAGAGAGACAGAGAGAGAGAGGGAGGGAGGGGGGGAGAGGUGAGGGCUUUCGGUGCCGAAAGUGGAGAGAGGGCGCUUCGGAUUCUUCCCGGCGCGGGGAUUCUAUAGGAAGCGAGCCUAGAGAGAGAGAGAGAGAGAGAGAGAGAGAGAGAAGCGUGGGAGUCGGGAGUGUGAUAGAUCUUGAGUUGCAGAGAGAGAGGGGAAGUGAGAGAAUGAGUAGCAGAAGCGGCAAUGGCGGCGGCGGGGAGCAAUCAAUACCAGCGGCGUCAAGCAAGAUGGUCCAGAGUUUGAAGGAGAUUGUUAACUGUCCUGAAUCUGAGAUCUACGCUAUGCUCAAAGAAUGUAAUAUGGACCCCAACGAGGCCGUUAACAGGCUUCUCUCUCAAGAUCCUUUCCACGAGGUGAAGAGCAAAAGAGAAAAGAAAAAAGAGAAUAAGGAUACAACAGAAUCCUGGCCUCGUGGCGUUAGUAACAGUUCGAAUCGUGUCGGUAGGGGCAGCAGUGACCGCUAUACUGGACGUGGUGGCUCUGCGCAGUUCAGCUCAUCUGAGUCUGGUGCUUUACAUGGUAAACUUGCAUACAAGAAGGAAAAUGGAACACACAAUUACAGUACCCCUUUGUCUGUAUCAUUUGGAAUGACAGGACAUAAUUUGAAUCAGCGACCUCCAGCCCAAAGUGAUCCUGCCGCUAGGGAAAAUAAAGCGACAACUAUAGGCACUGUUAAUGGUGCUUUAUCAUCCUCACAGCCUCCUGGAUAUCAUGCUGCCUGGUCUGGAGUUCCUGGUCAAGUAUCAAUGGCGGACAUUGUUAAGAUGGGUAGGUCACAUUACAAGGCCUCCAGUGGAGCAAACCCAUCCCAGUACGGGGUCAAUCAACACCAUGUUCAGACAUCUCGAUCCUCUGAGGAUAAUGUAUCUAAGGUGUUGGAGUUGAACCAUGAGCUAGUAGUUGGCACAGGCCUUCAUGUUUCUUCCAAUGAUGACUGGCCAUUAGUGGAGCAGCCACUAGCUGUUCGUGUGCCUCCUGUCUUAGAGCAACCUGUGGCUUCUGAUCUGCAUGUAGAUGCAUCUAACUUUUCCCCUGAUAUUACUAAACAGCAUCCACAAUCUCCAAAAGAUGAGUUUCGGGAACCGGAAGAUGAAGCUAUUGAAAGUAUUAAUACUUACUGUGCGGGUUCUGCUUCUGCUGCCACUCACAAGAUGCUGGAGGACAAUCCCAGCGGUGAUUUCCUUUUUAGUGGCAUGUAUGAAAACAUGGCUUCCUACCAGACACAUAGGAGUGGUUUUGAACACCAGGAAGCCGAAGAUGUUGGUGCCUUAGUAUCAAUGGUGAUGUCGAACUUGCACCAACUAAGUGUACAUGAGGUCAGGGGCGCACCGCCCGAAGAAGACAACCCUCCACCUCCCCCUCCACCUCCUGUAAUAAUUCCCAGUCACUUGCAAGUCCAGACUGCAGACUGCUCGCACUUGAGCUUUGGAAGUUUUGGAUCUGGUAUAGGUGGUUCUGCUUUUUCCAGGCCAUUUUCAUCUAGGCCCUUGCAAAGUAACAUGGAAGAGUCAUCUGCAGAUGCAGAUGCUUCAUCAGUUGGGCACCCAGAUACAAGAAAUCCUGAGUACCACAUUGACGAGUCUCUCAGAGCUGCCUCAGAUGGAAAUUUAGUUCAUAGGACUGGAGCAACUGCUGGGAGGUCUGAUUCACUUUCCUCUUCACCGCCCGAAGUGUUGAAACAAGAGAACACUGAGGCACCACAUGAAAAUCAAUACUCUUUCCAGUCCUCUACGUCUAGUUAUAACUUCGAAAAUGGCCAACAGUUGAGUUCUCAAAUGCGGAAUCUAGCUCCCUUCUCAAGUGUAAUGCAGGCAUAUACAAACACAUUACCAAGCUCUUUAUUGGCAGCGAGUGGUCAGCCUGUAAGAGAGUCUGAUCUUCAGUACUCACCCUUUCCCACAACACACACAAUGCCUACAAAGUACGGCAAUGCAGUGUCUUCCAUCAGCAGUUCGACCAUUUCCAUCCCAGAGGCUUUGAAGACCAGUGGUAUUUUUUCAACUCAACCAACUGCACAGACCCUGACCAGAAGUAACAUUGGCACUGGACCUGCUCUUCCCCAGCAUCUAGCUGUGCACCCAUAUUCUCAAUCUACAGUUCCUUUGGGGCCGUUUGCUAACAUGAUUGGCUACCCUUUCUUACCUCAGAGCUAUACAUAUAUGCCAUCUGCUUUUCAGCAAGCGUUUGCUGGUAAUAGUGCAUACCACCAAUCUCUGGCAGCAGUUCUCCCGCAAUAUAAGAAUGUAUCUGUUGGCAACUUGCCUCAAUCUGCUGCUAUUGCUUCUGGGUAUGGUGGCUUUGGUAGUUCAACCAGCAUUCCCGGAAACUUCUUGAUGAACACAUCCACUUCCUCCGGUCCCACAACUAUAAGCUAUGACGACCUAAUGGCCUCUCAGUACAAGGACAGCAAUCAUUUAAUCUCGCUUCAGCAGAAUGAAAACUCACCCAUGUGGGUCCAUGGAGCCGGCUCCAGAACAUUGUCGCCUGUUCCAUCCAGCACCUAUUACAGCUAUCAGGGACAGAGUCAACAGCAGCCUCCUUCUGGAUACCGCCACACUCAGCAGCCUUCCCAGAAUUACGCAGGUCUUGGGUACCCAAAUUUCUACCACUCUCAGACCGGGAUGUCGCUUGAACAUCAGCAGCAGCAAAACCCUAGGGAUGUCCACCUUGCCAGCUCUCAAGCCCAAGUCUCUAAGCAGUCCCAGCAGUUAUGGCAAAAUAGCUACUAAUCUUUUUAGUAUCCUCUUGGUUUUUCAGGGUCUUGUAAGUUUGAAAGCAGCCGGUGGAAUAGUUUGUACUUCUAAUGUUUAACAGCUGCUGCCCUGUGCCUUGUAGGUUGUACUUUUACGUGUUUAUUAACAUAGAAACGAUUGUGCUAAUUUGGGGAUUUCUGAACGUUUUUCUAAUAUUGUUAUUUUACUUAUUUUCGAUUAUAGGCUGAAUCUAUAUUCUGUCC
Molecule: messenger RNA, 3026 nt
Organism: Rhododendron vialii
Lineage: Eukaryota; Viridiplantae; Streptophyta; Magnoliopsida; Ericales; Ericaceae
Exons: 10
Coding region: 235-2799 (854 amino acids)
Molecular function (GO): protein binding
Source: RefSeq, a predicted model, not a curated record